UUAUUUUAUUUUUGGUGAAUUCAGGCGAACUCAAGAGUCAGACACUCUAUACCCACCGAGAAAAUUUUGAUGGCAACGCCGACGUCGACGGUCAAGGGCGGCAGUAGCAGAGAUGGGACAGCGAAAACGAUGGUGGCUGAUCAAAUUACACAGUCUAUACAGUCUACUUCCAAUCUCCUUCAUCUCAUGCUUCAGUCUUCCCCAUCUCAGGCGGAACUGAUGAAGCUACCAAAAAGUCUUUUUGCCAAGACAUCUACUAUCAAGAAUACUGAGCUGGUAUUGGAGCAGCUGCCUCGGGUGAUUUCGUCACUGGAUGCUCAUAUGGACAACGGGUUACAAAGUGUUCCUCAGCUGAAAAUUGUAAUGCAGCUGCUCUCAAACAUAGAAAACUGCCAGCUCAAGACCUUAUCCAGGGCUCAAGCCAUUCAGCAGGAGACUGGAUCAGUAGAGCAACCUCCAAAGCCAGCUAACCUUCCUUAGGAUGAAUUGCAGAAUACUGGACAAGAAGUGACAGGUUUUCUUCGUCGUGGUCAGCUUUGGAAUUGCUACAUUUUUUCUUAUAACGGUGAUGUCCAAGUCAGGUUUGUGUCAUCAGCUAUUCAGAGGAGUAUAUUGAAAUCCUCACAUCAUUGAGACAUAAGAUUGCAUACUACUGUAGGAUCAAGCAGAAAAAGUUCUUAGCACUGAAGUUCUAGCUUGAUAUUUGAUAAUUGAUUUAGAGUUCCAUGAAAUCUUGGAGUGGUCUUUUUUUAACGGUUAAAACAAUUGCAAAGUUAAGAUUGUUCUUCGUCUAAUGAAGACAAUACAAUACUAUAGGUAACAAUAUUCAGGUUUUUUUCUUCUUGGAUUUUGCAGAAACUGUGUUUGAUGUAGAUUUUGAAAUGGGUAAUGCUUUGAGAAGUUUUUCAGUUUUUACAAGAUUUGAAGAAUUGAGUUUGGACCUAAGUUUAUCAAUUUUCUUAU
Messenger RNA from Solanum tuberosum (potato), 963 nucleotides. RefSeq names its product tobamovirus multiplication protein 2B. The coding region runs from base 70 to 480 and encodes 136 amino acids. The record is from RefSeq and is a predicted model, not a curated record. The transcript is spliced from 6 exons. NCBI's taxonomy places the organism in Eukaryota, Viridiplantae, Streptophyta, Magnoliopsida, Solanales, Solanaceae.